UUGUGAAACUUCUGUUUGUCGGCGUCUUUUAUGUUGUUAAAACGUUUCCAAAACGUUCAAACGAUUGAGAAAAAUAUAAAUAAAGAACUACUGUGUUAUGUGUGUGUAAUUUAAUAGUAUAUGGUAAUUCAGUUACAAACUAAAUUUUUAUUACGUGCUUAGUUUGUGUAUAAUGCUAAGAUAGAAAGUGAAGAACAGGUUAGAAACACUUACUGUAAACCAGAAAAGCAGGUCAUAUUAAAAUGUCAAUUCCCCCGUAUUUACUGGGUCCUAACCCAUGGGCCACUAUAAUGGCCCAGCAGCAACAGCUUGCAGCUGCAGCCCAUGCACAAGCCCAGGUUGCAGCCGCUCAGGCCCAUGCCCAUGCUUUACAACAGCAAAUACCACCACCUCAUCCAAAACCUGAUAUUAUGACCGAGGACAAACUACAGGAGAAAGCUCAAAAAUGGCAUCAGUUGCAAUCAAAGAGGUUUGCAGACAAACGUAAACUAGGUUUUGUAGAUGCACAGAAAGAGGAUAUGCCCCCAGAACAUAUUAGAAAAAUCAUCAGAGAUCAUGGUGAUAUGAGCAGUAGAAAGUACCGGCAUGAUAAAAGGGUUUACUUAGGAGCUUUAAAAUACAUGCCCCAUGCUGUUAUGAAGCUUUUGGAAAACAUGCCCAUGCCAUGGGAACAAAUUCGGGAUGUCAAAGUCCUUUAUCACAUAACAGGAGCUAUAACAUUUGUGAAUGAGAUCCCAUGGGUUAUUGAGCCCAUAUAUAUCGCACAAUGGGGUACUAUGUGGAUCAUGAUGAGACGUGAAAAAAGAGACAGAAGACACUUUAAAAGAAUGAGAUUUCCUCCGUUUGAUGAUGAGGAACCUCCAUUGGAUUAUGCAGAUAAUGUCUUAGAUGUGGAGCCCUUAGAAGCUAUUCAAAUGGAACUAGACACUGAAGAAGAUGCUCCUGUUCUUAAAUGGUUUUAUGAUCAUAAACCACUAUUAGGAACCAAACAUGUUAAUGGCCCUACAUAUCGAAAAUGGAACCUCACAUUGCCCAUGAUGGCAACUUUAUAUCGACUUGCCAAUCAACUGUUGACAGACUUGGUUGAUACAAACUUCUUUUACUUAUUCGAUACAAAAAGCUUUUUCACAGCCAAAGCAUUGAAUAUGGCAAUACCUGGUGGACCCAAAUUUGAGCCUCUCAUCAAGGACAUGAACCCAGCUGAUGAAGACUGGAACGAGUUUAACGAUAUAAACAAAAUAAUAAUUAGACAGCCAAUUAGGACAGAGUACAGGAUAGCCUUUCCUUACCUUUACAACAACAUGCCUCACUUUGUUCAUUUGUCUUGGUAUCACACCCCAAAUGUCGUCUACAUAAAAACAGAAGAUCCUGACUUACCAGCCUUCUAUUUCGACCCCCUAAUCAAUCCCAUUUCCCAUCGACACGCUGUAAAAAGUCUGGAACCCCUUCCAGAAGAUGAUGAAGAAUAUAUUCUUCCAGAAGCUGUGCAACCAUUCCUUUUGGAGACCCCUCUUUACACAGACAAUACUGCUAAUGGAAUAGCCCUUCUUUGGGCCCCAAGACCCUUUAAUUUACGUUCAGGACGCACACGAAGGGCUAUCGACGUGCCUUUGGUAAAAUCGUGGUACCAAGAACACUGUCCUCCAGGACAGCCUGUCAAGGUUCGGGUCAGCUAUCAAAAACUGCUUAAAUAUUUCGUUUUGAACGCCCUGAAACAUAGACCUCCUAAAGCACAGAAAAAACGAUAUUUAUUCCGGUCUUUCAAAGCAACCAAAUUCUUCCAAACAACCACUCUUGAUUGGGUAGAGGCUGGUCUACAGGUGUGUCGUCAAGGGUACAAUAUGCUCAAUCUCCUCAUCCAUCGAAAAAACUUAAACUACUUACAUUUGGACUACAACUUCAACUUGAAACCUGUCAAAACCCUUACAACAAAGGAAAGAAAGAAGUCCAGAUUUGGAAAUGCGUUCCAUUUGUGUAGAGAAAUCUUAAGACUGACAAAGUUAAUAAUCGAUUCUCAUGUUCAGUACCGACUAAACAACGUUGACGCAUUCCAGCUUGCAGACGGUCUUCAGUAUAUUUUUGCACAUGUAGGCCAACUAACAGGAAUGUAUAGGUACAAGUACAAGCUAAUGAGACAAAUUAGAAUGUGCAAAGACUUAAAACAUCUAAUCUAUUACCGAUUUAACACUGGCCCGGUUGGUAAAGGUCCUGGUUGUGGAUUCUGGGCCCCCGGCUGGCGCGUGUGGCUGUUCUUCAUGCGUGGCAUCACUCCUCUUUUGGAACGAUGGCUCGGUAAUCUUUUAUCGAGACAGUUUGAGGGUCGACAUUCAAAAGGUGUUGCCAAAACUGUUACGAAACAAAGAGUGGAGUCGCAUUUCGAUCUCGAGCUAAGGGCUUCUGUCAUGCACGAUAUUGUGGACAUGAUGCCCGAAGGUAUCAAGCAAAAUAAGGCCCGAACUAUUCUACAGCAUCUAUCAGAAGCAUGGAGGUGCUGGAAGGCCAACAUUCCGUGGAAGGUUCCUGGAUUACCAAUACCGAUUGAAAACAUGAUUUUGAGAUAUGUGAAGAUGAAGGCUGACUGGUGGACUAACACGGCCCAUUACAACAGAGAAAGAAUACGUAGGGGUGCUACUGUAGACAAAACAGUGUGCAAAAAGAAUUUGGGACGUCUGACCAGGUUGUAUCUCAAAGCUGAACAAGAAAGACAACACAAUUAUUUAAAAGAUGGACCGUAUAUAUCUCCCGAAGAAGCCGUGGCUAUUUACACGACGACAGUACAUUGGUUGGAGUCUAGACGUUUCGCCCCCAUUCCGUUUCCUCCUUUGUCUUACAAACAUGACACGAAACUCCUUAUCCUGGCUCUGGAAAGGCUUAAAGAAGCCUACAGUGUCAAGUCUCGUCUGAACCAGAGCCAAAGGGAAGAAUUAGGAUUGAUAGAACAGGCUUAUGACAACCCUCACGAGGCCCUGUCGAGGAUAAAACGACACCUUUUGACUCAGAGAGCAUUUAAAGAGGUCGGUAUUGAAUUCAUGGAUCUGUACAGUCACUUGAUACCAGUGUACGACGUAGAGCCUUUGGAAAAAAUCACUGAUGCUUACUUGGAUCAGUAUCUAUGGUACGAAGCCGACAAAAGACGCCUGUUUCCUCCAUGGAUCAAACCGGCUGAUACUGAACCUCCACCCCUUCUGGUUUACAAGUGGUGUCAAGGUAUUAACAACCUGCAGGACAUUUGGGACGUAUCAGAAGGCGAGUGUAACGUCCUGUUAGAAUCAAAGUUCGAAAAACUGUAUGAAAAAAUCGACUUGACCCUACUGAAUCGUCUCCUCCGUCUAAUUGUCGACCACAACAUCGCCGACUACAUGACAGCCAAGAACAACGUUGUCAUCAAUUAUAAAGACAUGAACCAUACAAACAGCUAUGGUAUAAUAAGGGGGCUCCAAUUCGCUUCUUUCAUUACUCAGUAUUACGGUUUGGUCCUUGAUCUUCUCGUCUUGGGUUUACAACGGGCGAGCGAAAUGGCAGGUCCCCCACAAAUGCCCAACGAUUUUCUUACUUAUCAGGACACCGCAACUGAAACGUGUCAUCCAAUACGGUUAUACUGCAGAUAUGUGGAUCGCAUACACAUAUUCUUUAGAUUCACUGCGGACGAGGCCAGGGAACUUAUACAAAGAUACCUGACAGAGCAUCCCGAUCCCAACAACGAAAAUAUUGUUGGUUACAAUAACAAAAAGUGUUGGCCAAGGGAUGCUAGGAUGAGGCUUAUGAAACACGAUGUCAAUUUGGGUCGAGCUGUGUUCUGGGACAUCAAAAACCGUCUACCUCGUUCAGUGACCACCAUACAAUGGGAAAACAGCUUCGUGAGCGUUUAUUCCAAAGAUAAUCCAAAUUUGUUGUUUAACAUGUGUGGAUUUGAAUGUCGUAUAUUACCAAAGUGUCGCACACAACACGAAGAAUUCACUCACCGAGAUGGUGUAUGGAACUUACAGCACGAGGGAAGCAAAGAACGAACCGCCCAAUGUUUCUUAAGGGUCGAUGACGAAUCAAUGCAAAGGUUCCAUAACAGAGUCAGACAGAUUCUUAUGGCAUCAGGAUCCACUACAUUCACAAAGAUUGUAAACAAAUGGAACACAGCUCUCAUUGGUUUGAUGACAUAUUUUCGUGAGGCUGUUGUCAACACCCAAGAACUGUUAGAUCUUCUUGUAAAAUGCGAAAAUAAAAUUCAAACUCGUAUAAAAAUCGGCUUAAACUCCAAAAUGCCCAGCAGAUUUCCCCCCGUAGUUUUCUACACCCCUAAAGAACUCGGAGGUCUCGGAAUGUUGUCCAUGGGACACGUUCUUAUACCACAAUCUGAUCUGCGAUGGUCAAAACAAACCGAUGUAGGAAUCACCCAUUUCCGGUCCGGUAUGAGCCACGACGAGGACCAGCUCAUCCCAAAUUUAUAUCGUUACAUUCAACCGUGGGAAUCCGAAUUUAUAGAUUCCCAAAGAGUCUGGGCAGAGUACGCACUAAAGAGGCAAGAGGCCAACGCACAAAACAGGCGGCUCACAUUAGAAGACUUGGAAGAUUCGUGGGACCGUGGGAUCCCCAGAAUUAAUACUCUCUUUCAAAAAGACAGGCACACGUUGGCAUACGAUAAGGGUUGGCGUAUAAGGACUGAAUUCAAGCAGUAUCAGGUCCUGAAGCAGAACCCGUUCUGGUGGACGCAUCAGAGACAUGAUGGUAAACUUUGGAACCUUAACAAUUACAGAACUGAUAUGAUUCAGGCCUUGGGAGGUGUUGAGGGUAUCCUAGAACACACCCUCUUCAAGGGGACAUAUUUUCCAACGUGGGAAGGUCUUUUCUGGGAAAAGGCGUCAGGUUUCGAGGAAUCUAUGAAAUACAAGAAACUGACUAACGCUCAAAGAUCCGGUCUUAAUCAGAUUCCCAAUCGUCGUUUCACCCUCUGGUGGUCACCGACUAUCAACAGGGCUAACGUUUACGUCGGUUUCCAAGUCCAACUCGACCUUACUGGUAUUUUUAUGCAUGGUAAAAUACCUACGCUGAAAAUCUCACUCAUUCAGAUAUUCCGAGCCCAUUUGUGGCAAAAAGUACACGAAUCUAUAGUCAUGGAUCUUUGUCAGGUUUUCGAUCAAGAACUGGACGCAUUAGAAAUAGAAACAGUCCAAAAGGAAACAAUCCAUCCCAGGAAGUCCUACAAAAUGAACUCUUCGUGUGCCGACAUUCUUCUUUUCUCAGCAUACAAAUGGAAUGUUUCAAGACCCUCCCUGCUUGCAGAUACCAAAGAUACGAUGGACAACACAACAACACAGAAGUACUGGAUCGACGUGCAACUUCGAUGGGGGGAUUACGAUUCCCACGACAUUGAACGGUACGCCCGAGCCAAAUUCCUGGACUACACGACAGAUAACAUGUCAAUAUAUCCUUCCCCCACAGGAGUUUUGAUCGCUAUCGAUCUGGCUUACAAUUUACACAGUGCUUAUGGUAAUUGGUUCCCUGGUUGCAAACCGCUCAUCCAGCAAGCAAUGGCUAAAAUAAUGAAGGCCAACCCUGCUCUAUACGUGUUACGUGAACGCAUUCGAAAAGCUUUGCAGUUGUACUCCAGUGAACCCACAGAACCUUAUCUGUCCAGUCAAAAUUACGGGGAAUUGUUCUCUAAUCAAAUCAUUUGGUUUGUGGACGACACAAACGUAUACAGGGUCACAAUUCAUAAGACAUUUGAGGGCAAUUUGACCACGAAACCCAUCAACGGGGCUAUCUUCAUAUUUAAUCCUAGAACUGGGCAACUUUUCUUAAAGAUUAUUCACACAAGUGUAUGGGCAGGACAGAAACGUCUUGGACAGUUAGCAAAAUGGAAAACUGCUGAAGAAGUCGCCGCCCUUAUUCGUUCUCUCCCAGUAGAAGAACAGCCUAAACAGAUCAUUGUAACCAGAAAGGGAAUGUUGGAUCCAUUGGAGGUGCAUCUUCUGGAUUUCCCCAACAUCGUAAUUAAAGGAUCAGAAUUACAACUACCUUUCCAAGCCUGUCUCAAAGUCGAAAAGUUUGGCGACCUCAUACUAAAAGCUACAGAGCCUCAAAUGGUACUCUUCAACUUAUACGAUGACUGGCUGAAAACCAUUUCGUCUUACACGGCAUUCUCCCGUUUAAUCUUGAUCUUAAGGGCUCUACAUGUCAACACUGAAAGGACAAAGAUUAUUUUGAAACCAGACAAGACAACUAUUACCGAACCUCAUCAUAUAUGGCCCACGCUAACUGACGAAGAAUGGAUCAAAGUGGAAGUUCAAUUAAAAGACCUCAUUUUAGCCGAUUAUGGAAAGAAGAACAAUGUAAACGUGGCUUCUCUGACUCAGUCGGAAAUCCGUGAUAUAAUUCUGGGUAUGGAAAUCAGCGCCCCUUCGGCACAACGCCAACAGAUCGCAGAAAUCGAAAAACAAACGAAAGAACAGUCGCAAUUAACAGCCACAACAACCAGAACGGUCAACAAGCACGGAGACGAAAUCAUCACAAGCACCACGAGCAAUUACGAGACACAAACGUUCAGUUCAAAGACCGAGUGGCGAGUAAGGGCCAUUUCAGCCACCAAUCUACAUCUGCGUACGAACCACAUCUAUGUCAGUUCAGACGACAUCAAAGAAACUGGUUACACGUACAUUCUACCCAAGAACGUGCUCAAAAAGUUCGUCACCAUCUCAGAUCUCAGAGCUCAGAUCUGUGCCUUUUUGUACGGCGUGAGUCCUCCAGAUAACCCUCAAGUCAAAGAACUACGGUGUCUAGUGUUACCCCCACAAUGGGGCACUCAUCAGACCGUGCAUAUUCCCCACACACCUCCAAAUCAUCCCUUCUUAAAGGACAUGGAACCUCUAGGUUGGAUUCAUACUCAGCCCAACGAACUGCCCCAAUUGUCGCCCCAAGACAUCACUACCCACGCCCGUCUUAUGGCCGAUAAUCCAGCAUGGGACGGAGAGAAAACCAUUAUAAUAACAUGCUCAUUCACCCCCGGUUCGUGCUCUCUCACGGCAUACAAAUUAACGCCUUCUGGAUACGAAUGGGGAAGGCAGAACACAGACAAAGGGAAUAAUCCGAAAGGAUACCUGCCAAGUCAUUAUGAAAAGGUGCAGAUGUUGCUGUCUGACAGAUUCCUCGGGUUCUUCAUGGUGCCCGCACAGGGCAGUUGGAAUUAUAACUUUAUGGGUGUCCGGCAUGAUCCUAACAUGAAGUAUGAAUUGCAAUUGGCAAAUCCAAAAGAAUUUUAUCACGAAGUCCACAGACCUGCCCAUUUCCUAAACUUUUCUUCAUUAGAAGACGGCGAUGGAAGCGGAGCAGAUAGAGAAGAUGCUUUCGCGUAAAAAUUGUUAUUUUCUUAUUUUAUUCGUGUGGUUUAGAGAUAAUUAUUUCUUUCAUGUUGAAACUAUGACCAAUAUGUUAUUUCUUCACCUAAUUUAGCCAAUUAGUAUUUGUAUUAAGAUAAUAUUGUAAAUAAACAAACAUAAACGUC
This is a messenger RNA of Agrilus planipennis (emerald ash borer), 7492 nucleotides long. RefSeq names its product pre-mRNA-processing-splicing factor 8 (gene Prp8). Gene Ontology annotation, cellular component: catalytic step 2 spliceosome; U5 snRNP. Lineage: Eukaryota; Metazoa; Arthropoda; Insecta; Coleoptera; Buprestidae. The transcript is spliced from 29 exons. The record is from RefSeq and is a predicted model, not a curated record. Gene Ontology annotation, molecular function: pre-mRNA intronic binding; U5 snRNA binding; U6 snRNA binding. Gene Ontology annotation, biological process: mRNA splicing, via spliceosome; spliceosomal tri-snRNP complex assembly. The coding region runs from base 243 to 7343 and encodes 2366 amino acids.